Trichomycterus rosablanca is the source of this 732-nucleotide messenger RNA. Its product is annotated as GTPase IMAP family member 9-like. Bases 1 to 732 code for a protein of 243 amino acids. The transcript has a single exon. The record is from RefSeq and is a predicted model, not a curated record. Lineage: Eukaryota; Metazoa; Chordata; Actinopteri; Siluriformes; Trichomycteridae. Gene Ontology annotation, molecular function: GTP binding.
AUGGACCAGGAGGAACGGAGGAUCGUGCUGAUUGGAAAGACUGGUGCUGGGAAGAGUGCAACAGGAAACACCAUCCUAGAAAAAAAUGUAUUUAGAUCAAAACGAUCUGUAGAUUCUGUAACAGAACACAGUGAACAUGCUGAAGCUGUGAUAGGAGGAAAUCGUGUAUGUGUGGUUGAUACACCAGGAUUUCUUAACACAACACUGUCACAAAAUAAGUUAGCGAGGGAGUUUUGCAGAAGUGUGACCUUGUCAGAACCAGGAGUUCAUGCUUUCAUUCUGGUUGUAGAGUUUGGGAGGUUCACAGAGGAGGAAGAUGUAAUUAAGGGCUUACAGAAGGUUUUUGGUAAACGUGUGAUGGAUUACACCAUUCUUCUCUUCACCCAUGGUGAUCAGGUAAAAGAUGGAGAAAAAGAUCCAAACAGAAGCAGGAAUGAACAGAUUAGAUGGAUUUUAGAUCAGUGUGGAGGAAGAUUUCACAUCUUUAAUAAUGCAGAACCACAGAACAGACAGCAGGUCACUGAACUUCUGCAGAAGAUAGACAGGAUGGUGCAACAGAAUGGAGGAAGAUUCUACACUUAUAAGAAAGCACAGGGCUCAACCUGGGAGGAAUUCAGGGAGAAAAACAAGAAAUUCAUUUACUUAACAGCUGGUUUAGUUGUGUUGGGCACUGUAUUAUGCAUUGUUGUAGUCCUCGUCAAAAUUAUCGGUAGCCCUGGUAACAAUAAGUAA